Molecule: messenger RNA, 1527 nt
Organism: Aspergillus calidoustus
Lineage: Eukaryota; Fungi; Ascomycota; Eurotiomycetes; Eurotiales; Aspergillaceae
Source: the annotation of a GenBank genome assembly
AUGACCUUUCUCGUUGGAAAGCCACUCAGUCUGGCUAUCACGGCCACUGCUGGCAGUGGUUUCUUGCUUUUCGGAUAUGACCAGGGUGUCAUGUCGGGUCUGUUGACCGGCGAGGCCUUUGUGCGGACUUUUCCUGAGAUUGAUACCACGGCGAAUGGAAAUGGGAGUUCGUCGUUGCAGGGGACAGUGGUUGCCAUUUAUGAGAUUGGCUGCUUCUUUGGUGCCAUCAUGUCCUUGAUGCUGGGUGAGCGGCUCGGAAGACGGUGGUGCAUCCUCGCCGGCUGUGUGAUUUUGUCGGUCGGUGCCAUUCUUCAGGCGACUGCCUAUGGCAUUCCCCAGAUGAUCGUUGGGCGUAUUGUUGCUGGUGUUGGCAACGGUCUCAACACCAGUACUAUCCCUGUGUGGCACUCGGAACUGAGCAAGGCCUCGAGCCGUGGCAAAGGGCUUGCCAUCGAGCUGGUGAUCAAUAUCUUUGGUGUCAUGACAGCCUACUGGGUUGACUACGGCAUGAGCUACGUGAACAACGAAUCCCAAUUCCGCUUCCCCCUCGCCCUACAAGUCCUCUUCGCCAUCAUCACCUUUAUCGGCGUGAUCUUCCUCCCCGAGUCCCCUCGCUGGCUCAUCGCCCACGACCGCCACAGCGAGGCCCGUAAAGUCCUCUGGUCCGUCCAGCCCAACGCCCGACUGAUCCAAGAGAACGACCCGGUCAUCAAUAUGGAAAUGGCAGAAAUCACCCGGACCAUGGCCGAGGAGCGCCAGGCAAGCGAGUCGGGAUCCUUCAAGAUGCUUCUGAAGGAUGGACCGCAGCGCUUCCGCACUCGCACUCUGCUGGCUAUGGGUGGGCAGAUGAUGCAGCAGUUGUCGGGUGUGAACCUCAUUACCUAUUACAACACUGUCAUCUUCGAGAAUUCCGUCGGCAUGUCGCAUAACCUGGCUCUGCUCUUGGCUGGAUUCAACGGUGUCGCUUACUUUGUCUCGACCUUUGUCCCUGUCUGGGCUAUUGAUCGACUCGGUCGUCGCCCACUCAUGCUCUUUGCCGCUGCCGGACAGUGCGCGUGCAUGGCGAUUCUCGCUGGAACGGUCUAUGAUGGCGGCCACGCGGCUGGUAUUGUGGCCACAGUGAUGCUCUUCCUGUUCAACUUUUUCUUCGCGGUUGGAUUGCUUGCCAUCCCAUGGCUGCUGCCCGCUGAAUACGCACCCCUGGCCAUCCGAACCCGCACUGCGGCCCUUGCGACUGCAACCAACUGGAUCUUCACCUUCCUCGUCGUGGAAAUCACCCCAGUCAGCAUUUCCAACAUCGGAUACCGCACAUACAUCUACUUUGCCGUCUUCAACUUCUGCUUCCUCCCAAUAAUCUACUUCCUCUACCCAGAAACCCGCAAUCUCACCCUCGAACAAAUCGACCUCCUUUUCACUGGCGAAAAAGUGCGCCUGCACUGGGACUCGUCGCUCGGUGUGGCGGGGGACACGGAGCACAGACUGCGGGAAAAAGACGUGGAGGACCGCGAGGUGCAGCAUGUGGAGUGA